Messenger RNA from Entrophospora candida, 545 nucleotides. The record is from the annotation of a GenBank genome assembly. Lineage: Eukaryota; Fungi; Glomeromycota; Glomeromycetes; Entrophosporales; Entrophosporaceae.
UCCUAUAUUUGAUCCUGAUGAGUUUAAUAAAAUGCUUAAAGAUAAUGAUUCAAAUUUAAAAGGAUUUUUCAAUGAAGUAUGUAAUAUAUUAAUACCAGAAGACUGUUCAGAAUAUAAUAAAAAGGAAGAUAAAAAGAAAGUUGUUACAAUUUUGCAUUUGAUGGCUGGAAUCCAGAAUAAACAUGCUAAUAAUUUUAAAUUAGAACUUGCCUUAUAUCUUAUAGGAUCAGGAACAUCUUGUGAUGGAAUUGAUGCACUGGGUAAUGCUGGAGUUUCAAUUACUUAUAAAACUGUAUAUAAUUAUAAAAAGAAAAUUGCAGAAGAACAUCCAUUAAGAGUAAAAAAAUACUUUAAUGAAAAUAAAAAUAAUCUUUGUAUAUACAACCUGGAUGAUUAUCAUAACACUCAUGAAAAAAGACAUCCAAAUCAUACUACUCUAUCAGAAGCAGUCCAUUUAGCAACAAGUAUAAGUAAAAAAAUUGAAGGAUCCAUGCCUGUUCCAAUUAUGUUUAAUAAUGCAUCUGUUCAUAAUCCUGAUAAUAUUG